Messenger RNA from Pyrenophora tritici-repentis Pt-1C-BFP, 2130 nucleotides. RefSeq lists its product as uncharacterized. Gene Ontology annotation, molecular function: transcription coregulator activity. NCBI's taxonomy places the organism in Eukaryota, Fungi, Ascomycota, Dothideomycetes, Pleosporales, Pleosporaceae. Gene Ontology annotation, cellular component: mediator complex. Gene Ontology annotation, biological process: regulation of transcription by RNA polymerase II. The record is from RefSeq and is a predicted model, not a curated record.
AUGGCAACGCCCACACCCGUGCCCAAGGACGAAAAGACGCCGUCAAAGAACCACAGUGCCUUUUCACCCGCCCCGCGCAGUGUUCCUCCCAUGAUGUCGUACGACUCGCCCGCAGUGCUUAAUAUGCUCAACGACGUUACGAGCUCAGGCAUGGGCGGAGUUGGCAUGGGCAUCAGCAUGAGCGGACUGGGCAUGUCCAGCUUGGGCAUAACGACAAGCGCCAUGGGUCGCGCAGACGAGGCAGAGAGGACGCGCCGACUAAGAGAGAUUAUUGAUAUAAUCGGAAAGAAGCCGGGUCGGGUCAGUGAAGAGGGCCUGCUUGCGCUCUGCAAGCGACUAGGCAUACCGUACGAAAAGCACAUGGACGAGGCAGGCACCUGGAGUCUGUUGAUUGGAGAUGAGGCCUUGUGCGACAUCACGUUCAAGGACGACGAGAUUGCAAGCGUAAACCUACAGACGGGCUUGGACGACUCAAGGCCAGAUCUCAACUUUGGCGCAUCGGGCUCGGAGAUCCUGGUACGAAGCCUAAGGCCUCUUCCGGGACAGAGCAAGCUCAACAUUACCCUCGAGCGCUUUUCCGAAAGCCUGGAGAAACUUCUGACGCUUGAUAAGUUGGGUUCACCGCAGAAUGGAGGGGUUAGUUGCUAUAAUGCCAUUGCUGGUGUCUACACAAGUCUCAGGAAGCUCUUCGAGCAUGAAAAGAGUGUGGAGCUUGCCAACCGCGCGCCCGACGAGCGCUUUAGAACAUACAAGGCGGAGAGGGAGGUCUUGUGCAAGAAGAGUGGACGGCCGCGGCUCAAUGGUGGUUCUUGUCUGGGACUAAGUUUGGAAUAUUGGAUGGACAGGCGCAAGGUCAUUUCCAAAUCGACGCAAGAAUUAUCGGACAAGGGCAAGGAGAAGAUGGGUACUGACUCGAAAGCGUCGAGCUCGUAUCCAGAAGAUGUCGUCGGAAGUGAUAAUCACUUAUACUCGCUCACGAUUGAAUGCGAAUCAUCGCCCUCGACCCUCUACACACCCAUUCGCAUCUCCAACGACUGGAUUAGCGACCAAAUCGAAAAAGCGACGGACCACAACGACGCCACUACCUUGGACAGCAUGCUCCUUAACACGUCGUCUAUAAACUGGCUUGAUCCGAAGCCAACAUACCUCGAAGCCCCCGAACAAUCAGACGAUGCCAUGAAUCUCGACUCUGCGGCAGGAAGGCUACCAAAUAUACGCUUCGUCGCCAAAUUCAACCCGCCGCUCGUCGUUCCCCUCGCCAUAUACAUGCAACUCCACCAGCUCGUCGGCAUUGAGCCACGUACUGACGAGUUCCGGCCGACAACGUUUGUGGGUCUGGCGCUGCGGCCUGGGACAGUAGACCCGGGCAUGUCUAGCACAACGGGCGAGAGCACACAUGUCAUAACGAGCUCACGGCUUGUAGGAGUCGUCGACUCGGCAGGCAAGUACGCCGAAAAGUGGCACAAGACAAGCCUCUACGUGCCCAAGCUAGAAUACAGCCGCACUCUAGAAAGCCUACCCUUCAGCCACCCAAAACAGCUUGUAGAAAUCCUGCCCAUACUACGACAAUAUGCACACGCCACAACCCUCCUCCGCGACAGCUUCUACGAACCCCCAGCAAAACCCACACCAACGCACAAACUAGGCCAAAACCUCACACCGCCCGUUACCCCCAAACGCCCGUCUGACAAUGACGAUGAGCCCCCGCUUCCAGUCGACAUAACACUCAGCUACGCGCCUCCAACCCCGCGCAUCACCAUUCACGUCCCCCACCCCUCCACACCUACUUCCAAUCCCAAAUCAACCACAGACGCCGUAUCCCACCUCCUUUCCAACCUCCUCUCCUCCCCCGAUGACACAACCACCUACCGCGACCCCCUCACCGUAACCCUCGACCUUCACGCCAACGGCGACCUCGUCGUCGUAGACCAGAACCUGUACAAAGCCCCUGUCUCGGCGUCGUCGUUCCAUCAGAAUCAGAACGGAGACGUUGACAUGGAUACACAGAUGGCAGAGGCAGAAGCUUUUGAUGCGAGGCUUAAGAAGCUAGGACGCGUCAUGGAUGCCGUGGGGCAUUUGGGUGCGUUUGCAGAGUGGGUCAGGAGAGCAGUAGUGGGUGUGGAGACUUAG